This is a messenger RNA of Sphaeramia orbicularis (orbiculate cardinalfish), 840 nucleotides long. RefSeq names its product proline-rich protein 2-like. Bases 1 to 840 code for a protein of 279 amino acids. The transcript is spliced from 4 exons. Lineage: Eukaryota; Metazoa; Chordata; Actinopteri; Kurtiformes; Apogonidae. The record is from RefSeq and is a predicted model, not a curated record.
AUGGCGCACCCCUGCCUCCAGCUGUCCAGCGCAGAGCCGCAUCCCAAGACCAAUUCGGUCUUUCCUACGGUGCCUGCGCUCCAGCAAGAAGUACCAACAGUAUCUCCGAAGCAGAGCGGCGGACCCCCACCUUCUGCCUCUGGCUGUCCAGAGGACCCCGGCGGACCCCCCCUUUUCGCCCCCAGCUUCCCGGAGGACCCCGGCGGCUCCCCGCCCCCCGCCUGCAGCUGUCCGGAGGACCCCAACGGACCCCCGCCUUCCGCCUCCGGCUUACCGGAGGACCCCAGCGGCCCCCGCCCCCACACCUCCGGCUGUCCCGAGGACCACGGCGGACCCCCGUCUCACACCUCCGGCUGUCCCGAGGACCCCGGCGGACCCACGCCUUCCGCCUCCAGCUGUCCGGAGGACCCCGGCGGCCCCCCGCCCCCCCUCCUUCGGCUUUCCGGAGGACCCCAGCGGACCCCUGCCUUCCGCCUCCGGCUUUUCGGAGGACCCCGGCAGCCCCUCGUCCCCCUCAUCCGGCUGUCCAAAGGAACCCAGCAGCCCCCCGCCCCUCUCCUCCGGCUGUCCCGAGGACCCCGAACUCUGGCGGCCCCCCGCCUUCGGCCUGUGGCUAACCCGAGGACCCCGGUGGCCCCCCCACCUUCCGCCUCUGGCUGUCCCGAGGACCCCGGUGGCCCCCUUCCCCCUUCCUCCGGCUGUCCGGAAGACCCUAGCAGGCCCCUACCUUCCGCCUCCCACUGUCUGGAGGCCCUGAGUUCCCGGGAUGGAGCAGCAACCCCCCACCCCCCUCGCCCUCCACCCCGGGGGGCCCUUCGUGCCCACGGCCUAAACCAGUAA